AUGCAUUUUGUUUACAAAAGCGAACGGACUCUUGAUGAUAGCCGUUUUACUGUCACCACUGGUGACGAGGACACCUGUCUGUCUCAAGCGUACAACAGCCAACUGCACCGCACAUCCAACCGCAAUGACAAUGCCUCCCAAUUGAGGUCAGUCACCUCUGAAAGAACGAUGACAUGUAAAAGGUCCGCCCAGGGCAGGCGAAGUCGCAGCUCCACAGUUCUGCUGUCGCCCGCCAUGACACCGCCCACGCCUGCAUAUUCAGGGCACUCGAGUGUUUCCUCUAGCGAUGAAGCGGAGGAGACGGAGGAAACGGACGUGGCCAGUGGCAGGAGGACGUCGAUAGCAAAACUGCCACCAUCUGUGGAGGUACGUAACAGGCCGAAAUCCACUCAAGAUCUCAGUCAGCUGGAUGCCAUGUUCGAGAGGCUCACUACCAAGUUCGUUGAAGUUAGUCUUUCCACACUGUCUUCUGGUUUCAUUGCUCUUAUUUUUCUGUAUUUACUUGUCGUGUUUCUUUUGCUACUUUGGUAG
Molecule: messenger RNA, 531 nt
Organism: Dibothriocephalus latus
Lineage: Eukaryota; Metazoa; Platyhelminthes; Cestoda; Diphyllobothriidea; Diphyllobothriidae
Source: the annotation of a GenBank genome assembly